UCAUAUAUUCCUUGCUUCCAAACACAUAAAAAUUCCUGCCGCCCAUUCUGAUCAGCAAAGCAAAGCCCAAUCCAGAACUUCCCUUAUCUAAGCAGAUUUCUCAAGUCUUCUCACUCCACAUUUUGGGGAGGGAAUUAAAAAUUCCCCAGCUUUACACAGCUCAAUUCGCUUCUUCAAUUAACUUGCUUACAGAACAACCAUGGCGGGAACUGCAACCUUUACCGUCUCUUCAUCACUCUCACUACCUUCUUCUUCAUCAUCAUCAGCAAUGUCAUCGCUCUCACUCUCAUUGAAACCGUCCCAUCUUUCAAUGCGGAUUUUCCCCAAAACACCUUCGCGUCCCAUUUUUCCCAGGAUUUACGCCUUGUCUAGCAACGAUAUCAAAGUGGGUACCAACAUUGAAGUGGAUGGUGCUCCUUGGCGUGUUUUAGAGUUUCUUCAUGUGAAGCCUGGAAAGGGGGCAGCAUUUGUCCGGACCAAAAUGCGGAAUUACAUAACAGGAAACACUGUUGAGAAAACUUUUCGAGCUGGAAGUGCGAUUGAAGAUGCAGAUGUGUUCAAAGAGACAAAGCAGUUCACAUACAAAGAUGGUGCUCAAUUUGUCUUCAUGGACCUGAACACCUUUGAAGAAUUUCGUCUCAACGAGUCAGAUGUUGGAGAUAAGACGAAGUGGCUGAAAGAGGGAAUGGACUGCAAUUUGCUCUUUUGGAAGGGAAAAGUUAUAGAUUUUGAACUUCCAAUCACAGUAAAGCUGACUGUAGUUGAUGCUGAUCCUGGUCUCAAAGGGGACACUGCUCAAGGUGGAACAAAACCAGUUACUCUAGACACAGGUGCUGUGGUUAAUGUGCCCCUGUUCAUUAACAUCGGUGAAGAAAUCUUGAUAGACACAAGAACAGGUCAAUACAUGAGCCGGGCAUAAGUUAUAGUCCAGAAUUACUUUGUCAAUCACAUUUUGAUAGUAGAAGAGUUGUAAAGCAGAGUUUCCCCGUUUUAAGUAAGAAAAUUCAAUUGAGCUUGUAUUUGUCGGAAAAUUUUCUUUAGUGUACUUUAGGGUAUCUUAUGGUAGAAAUAGAUGAUAUUUUGCCUUCCAGGCAAAGUGAGAAGGAAUUCUAGAUCAAAAUUACAAAGUUGCUUUACAGCAAUUAUGGUUCUUGAUUGUUUCAUAAAGUUAACAGCAAGUAAUACAAUUAUUGGUCCCAUUUCUGGA
Molecule: messenger RNA, 1207 nt
Organism: Jatropha curcas
Lineage: Eukaryota; Viridiplantae; Streptophyta; Magnoliopsida; Malpighiales; Euphorbiaceae
Product: elongation factor P (EF-P) family protein
Biological process (GO): translational elongation; peptide biosynthetic process
Cellular component (GO): cytoplasm
Molecular function (GO): translation elongation factor activity
Source: RefSeq, a predicted model, not a curated record